AAGUGUCCGGACUGGAAGGGGGGGGAAAGUGUCCGGAUUGGAAGGGGGGGAAAGUGUCCGGAUUGGAAGGGGGUGAAAGUGUCCGGACUGGAAGGGGGGGGGAAAGUGUCCGGACUGGAAGGAGGGGGUGAAAGUGUCCGGACUGGAAGGGGGGGAAAGUGUCCGGAUUGGAAGGGGGGUGAAAGUGUCCGGACUGGAAGGGGGGGGGAAAGUGUCCGGACUGGAAGGGGGGUGAAAGUGUCCGGACUGGAAGGGGGGGAAAGUGUCCGGACUGGAAGGGGGGGAAAGUGUCCGGACUGGAAGGGGGUGAAAGUGUCCGGACUGGAAGGGGGUGAAAGUGUCCGGACUGGAAGGGGGGGGAAAGUGUCCGGACUGGAAGGGGGGAAAGUGUCCGGACUGGAAGGGGGGGAAAGUGUCCAGACUGGAAGGGGGUGAAAGUGUCCGGACUGGAAGUGGGGGAAAGUGUCCGGACUGGAAGGGG
Staurois parvus is the source of this 481-nucleotide messenger RNA. NCBI's taxonomy places the organism in Eukaryota, Metazoa, Chordata, Amphibia, Anura, Ranidae. The record is from the annotation of a GenBank genome assembly.